AUGGAAGUUGCAAGUGAGGAAAGUGAGAGUGAGAAAAGGGAGGUAGAAGUGGAGAAGGAGCUUGCUUCAGAGGAAAUAGCGGUGGAAGCUUUGGAUAAGCUGCGAAACGGAUCUAGCGACAGAUCAGGAACAGGAUCGGUAGUGGCCGGAUCGAUAGUGGCAGGAAGUAUUAGUGGAGGGAAGAGCGAGCGGUUGUUGAGCAAGAUGAAGCAGAGUGCGAUAGAGCUAUAUGAACAGACACGGACGAGUCAUCCUAAACUUAUGAGCCGGGCGGACCAGCUGGUUAAGAGGAUUGAGAAGACGUCUGAGAAGUGGAUGAAUUCUGGGAAGAGACGGCGAGGACAGGGCCAAGGGGACGGGAGUUGGGAUGAGGAGGAUGAUUCUGGGUACUCGAGGUCUGAUAUUGAGGAAUCACAUGGGCUAGAUAUAGAGCAAAUUCGGGUUCAGGACAAGGCGAGUGAGUUCCAUCCUCGCAUCCGUGGUCUUAAGCGGAGACGGAUCAAGCAGAAUUUCAAGGAGUACCAGCUAAAUCUAUCGAUAGAGUCGAAGAAACGGUUGAUAACGUGUCUAGGGUUGUUGAAGCUUGCGAAUAAACAGCUUGCCCAAAGGGUCACGUCGCUACAGGAGGUUGUGAAGAAGGAACAGCUACGGCAUAAACCGUUGCCCGCAUCUGGUGGCACUGGUACCGGUGCGAGCCCCAAAGAUGAGGAGGAGGAUGAUAAGCAAGAAGCAGAUGAUGAGGAUGAAGAGUUUUACGAUGCUUCGUCGCAUUUACACGAACCAGCGUCGUCGUCGUCAUCGCACGCUGUAGAGGAAAACCAGCACCAGCACCAGCACCAGCACCAGCACCAGAAUGAGUUGGAAAUUGAUCCAACUGCAAAUGCCAUACAUUUGGAAGUCGUCGGUACUUUGAAGAAAGUGUACACGGUAGUGUCUAGGUUUACCGGCUCCUCUCUCCCGGAACCGGCAAGGUCCCAGGUGCGCGAGGUGUUGUUAAAGUUACCUACCAAAUGGCUGAAUGAUUCCGAGAAACCCAACUCGAAGAAUAUUUCUUCCAAUAAGAGAGCCUUGCUUCUUGCACAGGAAGCGCUGGACAUGGUAGGAAAUGUCAUGAACGUUGUAGAUGAUACUUUAGGAAAAGCAGAAACGUGGGUUAAAAACAAACAAGAGCUCAAACAGCUGCUAAUGGAGCAAUUCAAACAUGAGCAGCUAAAGCAAAAGGUUAAACAUCAACUCACAAAGGAAAAUAAUAAUUCUUCCACGCAAGGGAGUGCGUAA
This is a messenger RNA of Kluyveromyces marxianus DMKU3-1042, 1278 nucleotides long. It is a transcript of the gene OPI1, whose product is annotated as transcriptional regulator OPI1. Gene Ontology annotation, cellular component: nucleus; endoplasmic reticulum. The record is from RefSeq and is a predicted model, not a curated record. The transcript has a single exon. Gene Ontology annotation, molecular function: transcription corepressor activity. The coding region runs from base 1 to 1278 and encodes 425 amino acids. Lineage: Eukaryota; Fungi; Ascomycota; Saccharomycetes; Saccharomycetales; Saccharomycetaceae. Gene Ontology annotation, biological process: phospholipid biosynthetic process; regulation of transcription by RNA polymerase II; endoplasmic reticulum unfolded protein response.